Molecule: messenger RNA, 369 nt
Organism: Strongylus vulgaris
Lineage: Eukaryota; Metazoa; Nematoda; Chromadorea; Rhabditida; Strongylidae
Source: the annotation of a GenBank genome assembly
GAUGACUAUGUGCCUUUGCUUAUCGACGGAUUCGACAAUGAUAAAGUACAGUGGCACUUGAACUAUGAGAAAGUAAGAAGUAUGGUAGGUGAUGUGAUUGAUGAGAUUCAAGAACAAUACGAGGAACAUCCUGAAGAAGUGUCUGUUGUAUAUACGGAUAAUGGAGAAGGAGAGAUGCACCAGCAAGAUCAGGAGAAUGAAAAUGUGGUCGUAGACGGAGUGGAAUAUGCUUAUGAGGUGGAGACUGGCGAAAACAUUGAAGUUAUAUCGGAUCUUAAUAUUGAACGCCCAGGCUCACCCCAUGUUUUAGUUGAUGAUAUCCCUACUGCUGAUAGGGAGGAAAUUGUUGUUACUGAUGAUAUGAAUUGA